AGCUUAAUCCAUACCCGUGUACCCCUGUACCCAUGCGGAAAAUGCGGAAAAGGCCGAUCAUUUUCCUUUUCUUACAAACCAGAGCUUCAAUUAUUAAUGUAUAUCUGGACAUUGUUGUACAUUUUCUAAGCUUCACAAUUGUUUCGUGUAAUUCUUUUCCUUUCUGAAAAUAAUAAAGGCGAACAUGUCAGAAGACACACAGGAUGAAACCACAAAUACACCUACUGCGAGCGCGGCCGUCCCUCCAAAAAAAUAUCCCAAAGGUGUAAUAUUAGGAAAAGAUGGGAAACCCUGCCGCUCCUGCAACUCCUUCGCCUCCUUCACCAGCACCACCAAAUCUCUCCAAACCUCCUCCUCCUCUUCCUCCUCCCCUCCCACCCCUCCCACCGACUGCCCCCCCGACAUCGAAGCCCUCGGCCGCGCCUCCUGGACCUUCCUCCACACCCUCUCCGCCUCCUACCCCAACACCCCCACCCCCACCGACCGCACCAACAUCUCCACCUUCAUGAGCCUCUUCUCCCAGCUGUACCCCUGCUGGACCUGCGCCUCGGAUUUCCAAUCCUACAUGGCCGAGAACAAGGUGCGCACGGAGAGUCGCGCCGAGUUUGGGAAGUGGAUGUGCGAGGCCCAUAAUGAUGUGAAUCGGAAGUUGGGGAAGAGGGAGUUUGAUUGCGACCGCUGGGAGGAGAGGUGGAGGACCGGCUGGAGGGAUGGGAGAUGUGGAUAG
Molecule: messenger RNA, 727 nt
Organism: Botrytis porri
Lineage: Eukaryota; Fungi; Ascomycota; Leotiomycetes; Helotiales; Sclerotiniaceae
Exons: 2
Coding region: 185-727 (180 amino acids)
Cellular component (GO): mitochondrion
Molecular function (GO): flavin adenine dinucleotide binding; flavin-dependent sulfhydryl oxidase activity
Source: RefSeq, a predicted model, not a curated record